This is a messenger RNA of Rasamsonia emersonii CBS 393.64, 2601 nucleotides long. Its product is annotated as Protein SIK1. Gene Ontology annotation, molecular function: snoRNA binding. The coding region runs from base 1 to 2601 and encodes 866 amino acids. The transcript has 4 exons. Gene Ontology annotation, cellular component: box C/D methylation guide snoRNP complex; small-subunit processome. NCBI's taxonomy places the organism in Eukaryota, Fungi, Ascomycota, Eurotiomycetes, Eurotiales, Trichocomaceae. The record is from RefSeq and is a predicted model, not a curated record.
AUGGCAGACUACCUCCUCUACGAGGCCCCUAUGGGGUACUCGAUUUUCAAAGUCGUUCACCAGGCCGAUACUGUCGGCAAUCGUCUGAAAGAGGUCCAGGAGAGCGUGCAGGACCUUGCGAAAUUCGGAAAGAUGGUUGAUCUCGUCAGUUUCUUGCCAUUCGAAAACAACAAGCAGGCCCUUAGCGAGAUCAAUGACAUCUCAGAGGGAGUGGCAUCGUCGACACUCAUUUCCUUUCUCGAGCUGAACCUCCCAAAGGCCGGCAAAAAGAAGAAGGUUGUUCUGGGGGUCUCCGACAAAGCACUGGCAGGAAGUAUCAAGGCCGCCUUUCCGUUUGUCGAUUGCGAGACUGGAGACACCAGCGAGGUCGUCCAGGACAUGCUUCGAGGCAUCCGGCUGCAUGCGACUAAGCUCCUGAAGCAGCUCCGUGAAGGCGACAUUGAUACCGCGCAGCUGGGUCUUGGUCACGCCUAUUCGCGUGCCAAAGUCAAGUUUUCCGUCCAGCGAGAUGACAACCAUAUCAUUCAAGCGAUCGCAAUCUUGGAUCAGCUUGACAAGGCUAUCAACACCUUUUCGAUGAGAGUCCGCGAGUGGUACUCUUGGCAUUUCCCUGAGCUCAUUAAGAUCGUUUCGGAAAAUCAACGCUACGCCCGGGUCGCUCUCUUCAUAAAGGACAAGAAGACCCUUACAGAGGAUCGUCUCCAUGAUCUUGCUGCGCUGGUAGACGAUGACGAAGGAGUUGCCCGAAGCAUUAUCGAUGCUGCUAGACACAGCAUGGGUCAAGAUAUCUCGGAGACGGAUAUGGAGAAUGUGAUUGCCUUUGCCCAGCGCGUCGUGAGUCUUUCCAACUAUCGAAAGUCUCUGCACUCCUAUCUGGUCUCCAAGAUGAACGUGGUUGCCCCCAACUUAGCUGCUCUGAUCGGUGAAAUCGUUGGCGCUCGCCUGAUUUCCCACGCGGGCAGCUUGACCAACUUGUCCAAGUACCCUGCCUCCACUGUUCAGAUUUUGGGAGCAGAGAAGGCCCUUUUCAGGGCGUUGAAGACCAAGGGUAAUACGCCUAAAUACGGUUUGCUGUACCAUUCGUCCUUCAUCGGCAGGGCGGGUCCCAAAAACAAGGGCAGAAUAUCACGUUUCCUGGCGAAUAAGUGCUCCAUUGCCUCGAGAAUUGAUAACUUCUCCGAAACUCCAACGACAAAAUUCGGAGAUAUCCUUCGGAAGCAAGUCGAAGAACGCCUGGAAUUUUAUGCCACUGGUGCUCCGCCCACCAAGAAUGAGGUCGCAAUGAAAACCGCCAUGGAUUCUAUCCUGGCUGAUAUGCAAAUUGAUGGCGAAAAGAGCGAUGUAGAAAUGGGUGAUGCCGACGAGAAGGCCGAGAAGAAAGAAAAGAAGGACAAGAAAGACAAAGAGAAGAAGAAGGGGAAGAAGGAAAGAAAGAGAAGAAGGAAAAGGAAGAGAAGAAAGACAAGGGAGACAAGGACAAAGAAGAGAAGAAGGAGAAGAAGAAGCGGAAGUCCGAUGCUGCCGACGGCGAUGUCUCGGAAAAGAAGAAGCGAAAGCGGGAGAGUGACGUCGAACCGUCAAAGAAGAAGUCCAAGGCCUAAAUCUGUCCGAUUUAUGGGAAGGAAUGGGUCAUCUGUGGCGUUUCUGGAUGCUUUGGCGCUUAUUAUUGUUUUAUCUGCUUUGAUUUAUGUUUUGACAGGCUGGAUGCUGCUUGUCCGUUUUGCUCGCGGUGCCCUCUUCCAUGACGACUUCCAUCAGACGUCCUUGCGAUCUUCAGCCCCGCUACUUAGGAUGGCAGCGCCGCUAUUGUAUAGGUCUCCCAAGCGCAAACGAGACGCUUCAGAAUCUGAGGGUUGCAGUCCACCAGCUUCCCCGACCUCAACGGUCUCGAUAGCAAGUUUAGAGGCCCGCCUACGAGAGGAAGAUGAAGGAGGGAGAUACAGUCCCCGCACCGCCGUCGCAGGGCGCCUGAAGGAACUCGCUAUCAAUGAGUCAAAUCUCCAUUCUGAAGUUGAAAGCCAGAAUCUGGAGACCAAAUGGCAGGACCAUUCUUUUCAGUCGGAUGACACGGCUCCUGCUUCGAGUGAUGAUGCCAUGCAAGCGGACUCUCUCAAAGACGGUGAGCCAGAACUGGCGAAAGAAACCAGUAUCGAAGGCGCCGAACAACAGGAUAAAAUAGAGAAUGUUCCUCCUGCUCCAGCUGGGAAAAAGGAGCAAGUCCCAGGAUCUCGCAAGAAGAUCAAGUCAUUGCCAGCAUCCAAAUCACGCAGACGACGGGUAUCUCCGCCGCUCUCCGGAGACGCUGGCGAGGAUUCGCUCACCUGGCGCGACUCAGAGAUCACAGGCCACAACCCUGCUGACCCAAACGAUGAUGGCUACGGUAUGAAUGGGAUUGGUUUCAAGCCGACAGCUGCAGUUGCCUGGGCGAGAGCCCAGAAAAGGCAGCAGCAAGUUGCCGAGUGGAAGAAACGUGAAGCCAAGGAAGCACGGGAGAGACGUCGCGAGCGACGCGAAGGGAUCAAUCGGGCCAGCAUACGUGACGUGCCGGAAGGUACUGUUCAAAAGAAGGUCAAGUUCGACCUCGACGUGGAUAAGAGUUAG